UAGAUAUUUAACACCAUGUACUAUUGUUUGCUUUUGUUAGGCAAGACCAGAACAAAAGACAAGUACCGUGUUGUAUAUACAGACCACCAACGCUUGGAACUUGAGAAGGAAUUCCACUAUAGCCGCUAUAUCACCAUCCGGCGGAAAGCAGAGCUGGCAGCAGCCCUUGGACUCACUGAGCGGCAGGUGAAAAUCUGGUUCCAGAACCGGCGAGCAAAGGAGAGGAAAGUGAACAAGAAGAAGAUGCAGCAGCAAACGCAGCCUGCCAGCACAACCACGCCAACCCCGCCAGCAGUUGGCACUCCUGGCCCAAUAGGAGGCAUCUGCAGCAGUACCACCAGUCUAGUUUCCUCCUCGCCAAUGACUAUCAAGGAAGAAUUUAUGCCUUAAACCCAGCCUUUCCACUAGGUCUUCAGACUAACUUACCCAGAAUGAUAUGGAUUACCCCGAGAGUCAAACUAGCAGUCAGGCUCUCAACACUCACACUGAUGGAACCCAGUGGCUUUUUGUAUAUGCGACUCUACUGGACAAAUAUAAUCAACUCAUUCCUAGGAAUUAAAACAAAAUCGGCCUGUUGCUAUUUAGGAAAAGACUUGCUAUUGUCUCAGAGUAUUUAAGGGGAGGAAGCAUGGAUGUUUGGGAGGAAAGAAACAGAGAAUCAGUGUACUUAGAAAAAAUCUGAUCGGAUCUGGAUCAGAAUCGUUGAGGGUCAGGUGACAUACAAGUUUAAUUAAUUAUUAAAUUAUAUUUUGUCAGCCUCUGGGUUGGGCCACAGUCAUCACUUAGGCCUUGUUAAGUGGGUCAAAAAGGCAGGAGCCAAGUUACUUAUUUCAAGCCCAAUCCCAGCCAGUUUAUAGACUCAUUCAGGUCAGAUGACAGAGGCUGAGCCCACAUUCUAGCUAUAUGUAUACCAUUAGGAACUAAAGUCAUACUAAAGCCUAAGUAGGCAAGAGAAACCAGGUGGGGAAAGAACAUGACAAUCAAGAUGGCAGAAACUAGCCAAAGACCUUAACGAGGGCAACACUCCUCAAGAGAGGAAAGCAAGUUAGUUUUUGGCUUCCACAGAGCAUGAAUGCCCAAAGUCAAAUGUUGUUUUCUUGCAAAUUUUAAUUGUGCACAUAUUCCGCGUCAGAGGCAUCUGAUUUGGUUUUUGCUUUGAGACACUUAAUUUAUAAACUCUUGUUUGUCCCAUUUCCUCCCACCAUAUUCUUGCACAGCGUUUGGAUGUUGAGGAUGAUAGUUUGGACUGACAACCUGCUUAGGAAGAGAUUUGUCUGUUACUGCCUCUGGAUUAAUAUGCCUGCUGGGUGAGGAUUCUGGCACCUGCAGUCCCAAUCAUCAGGGGAAGCCCUAAUGAAAGGUUGCCCUAAAACUUCCCUGGCUGUAAAGCAGUGUUUCUCAACCUUGGCAACUUCAACAUGUGUGGACUCCCAGAAUUCUUCAGCCAGCAUGCUGGGGAAACUACACAACUUGAGGUUGCCAAGGUUGAGUAACACUGCUCUAAACCAUAGGAACUGUGGACCACAGUACUUCAUCUUCAUGGUCAGCAGUGCAUUUCAUGUGUGUGAACUCAAUCAUUGUGGGGUUUGUAAAUAUAACUUAUGGCAUAAUGUUAUGCACUAACUAGGCCACUAUGUCUUAUUUAAGAACCAUGGUUAAAACAAUGUCUUCCCACAAUGUGGGAACUCAGCCAUUAAUUAUUUGCCUAUCUGAGUAAAGGAGCAGAAUGAAUCAGUAAGACCAGGAUUCCACUUUUCAUUGACUUGCUCUGCUGUCGAUACUCUAAUCAAACUUGUAGGAAAACUUCACCAGUUCUUUACAUUCGAUAUGGGCAUCUUCUUUGUGUGACUAUAGCUGACAGAAGAGGGCACAACGUGGAAGUGGUACUCUCAACAAAAUCAGCUUAUUCCCCCCUUACGCCUUUGGCUGAGUUCCACUAAUAGCAACAAAUUACAUGCAGCAGAGCUGCAGAAAAUAUACAUUAGCUGGAUUCACACAUUGCAUUAAUCCAUGGUUUGUUGAACAAGCAACAGUGGCAGACCACAAUGACCAGGUUCACACAAACAACAGUGGCAAAUGACAAUGGCCGAGUUUACCUAUUAACAAAGCGAAAACUAAAUUAUCACACAAGCAAACCACAUUGUGCCUUGACAUGGAGUGUGAACCUAACCAAUAAAAUGAGGCUAGUAGUGAUCAAGAAAGCCAGACUAUAUUUUGGAGCAGGUAUCUCUUACUGAUCUGCAUACACCUAAUAACAGCAAAUAAAAAGAUAACACUGGGGUGAAAUUUAACAUUUCCUGAUUCCUUUUCCUCCUUUUCAAGCUUGGCAUAAAGCAAUGCUUCUCAACCUCAGCAGCUUUAAGAUGUCUGAACUUCGACUCCCAGAAUUCCCCAGCCAGCAUCUUAAAGUUACUGAGGUUGAGAAACACUGGUGUAAAGCUUCAUGGGUCUUUCCCUGAUUGACAGUAAUAUACUGCAGUUAUAUAAAGUGAAGUAAAAUGUGAUCCUUUUAUUUAAAAAGCCAAGAGAAAGUGGAGGAGGUGAAGAUAAUUUGUUUUCCCUGAAUAGCUGAUUGGAUUGCUUUCUUUCUGUCACCCCCUCUGAUAUUUGGCUUUGAACUAAUUGCUCUCCUCUUGUAAGGUGCCUAACUCUUCCUUCCUCAACUCCAGAAUCUGCAGUCCUUGGUAAUGCAAACACUGAUGUUUAUAUUUCUUCAUUAUGCUGCUCAGGUUGGGCUUGUUUGGGUGUGUUUUUAAGGUAAUUUUAUAAGCCUAAAUAAAUUAAAUAAUACAUCUUUUAGGUGUUUGUAAUUACCCUUCGGUCUUUUUUACGAAGUACAGAAAAUUUGUGAGUUCCCUCUUUUGAAGUCUGGAGCUGAGGACAGAGAUGAUGAUGAUGAUGAUGAUGAUGAUGAUGAUGAUGAUGAUAAUAAUAACAAUAUCCCACCUUUAUUUUUGUACGACUCAAAGUGAUGUACAUAAUACUUCUGCCUUCUACUUUCCUGAUGAACAAUCCUGUGAGGUGGGUUGGGUUGAGAGAAAGUGACCGUAUACAUUUUUUAACUUAGAAAACAAUAGAUAGACACUCUCAGUGGUAAGACAAAGGAUAUUUUUUAAUGCUACAAAUUAUUAGACUUGAAUUAUUAAAUGGCUUUGAAAUGUU
Messenger RNA from Python bivittatus (Burmese python), 3162 nucleotides. NCBI's taxonomy places the organism in Eukaryota, Metazoa, Chordata, Lepidosauria, Squamata, Pythonidae. The record is from RefSeq and is a predicted model, not a curated record.